AGCUAAAAUUACAAAGCUGCUGCCUGUCACACAUAAAAACAAUUGUCUCUGUCCUUUGUGCUUUCAGUAGCUGUCUUGACCCACAGGCAACACCUCAGGUUUCACAAUGGCGGACGAGUAAGCUCCUGCUCCAUUGCCCCCCCGGGUGCAAGCCAAGCCGAAGUCGAAGAUUUCUGCAUCUCGAAAACUCUCCCUAAAGAUCCUUUUGCUUCAAAGAGCCAUGGAGGAGUUGGAACAGGAGACGGUCAGUCGCGAUGAGGAGAAGGUGAAAUAUCUGAGCGAGAAACUUCCGCCUCUUCAGAUAACCGGCCUCCCAAUGGAUGAGCUGCAGAAACUGUGUCGGCAACUCCACGCUAAAAUCGACGUAGUGGAUGAGGAGAGAUAUGACUUUGAGGCCAAAGUGAAUAAAAACAAUAGAGAUAUCCAUGAGCUGAAGCUGAAGGUGCAAGAUUUAGGAGGGAAGUUCAAGAAACCUGCCCUGAGGAAGGUACGCGUGUCUGCAGAUGAGAUGAUGAGGGCGCUGCUGGGCUCCAAACACAAGGGCUCCAUGGAUCUUAGAGCCAACCUCAAAUCUGUGAAGAAAGAAGACAUUAAACAAGAGAAGGUUAUGUCGACGGAGGUGGGUGACUGGCGUAAGAACGUUGAGGCCAUGUCUGGUAUGGAGGGCAGGAAGAAGAUGUUCGAUGCUGCUGGUGGAGGACAGUAAUAGGAUUGUAUAUAAAAGUGUUUAUAAUUGUGUAUAUGUAUGCCUGUGUGUUUGUUAUUAGUGACGGGUAAUGUCAAAAUAAAGAAAAUCGCCUGAAACGAGUCACCAGUAAAAAAUAAACCAUAUGCAUUAAUACAAAUCUCAAAAGAAAAUUUGUAACUGUAUGUUUAAUGUUACGUCAAUGUAUACUACUGACCCAUUUAAGGUAAAUAAAAUUUUAAU
This is a messenger RNA of Labeo rohita (rohu), 928 nucleotides long. RefSeq names its product troponin I, skeletal, slow c (gene tnni1c). Bases 221 to 706 code for a protein of 161 amino acids. Gene Ontology annotation, biological process: muscle contraction. Gene Ontology annotation, cellular component: troponin complex. NCBI's taxonomy places the organism in Eukaryota, Metazoa, Chordata, Actinopteri, Cypriniformes, Cyprinidae. The transcript has 8 exons. The record is from RefSeq and is a predicted model, not a curated record.